Leguminivora glycinivorella is the source of this 1124-nucleotide messenger RNA. It is a transcript of the gene Mlc-c, whose product is annotated as myosin-2 essential light chain. Gene Ontology annotation, molecular function: calcium ion binding; myosin heavy chain binding. The record is from RefSeq and is a predicted model, not a curated record. Gene Ontology annotation, cellular component: myosin II complex. NCBI's taxonomy places the organism in Eukaryota, Metazoa, Arthropoda, Insecta, Lepidoptera, Tortricidae. The coding region runs from base 134 to 577 and encodes 147 amino acids. The transcript has 5 exons.
UAGACAACUUUUUUUUGUAAUUUUUUUGUUCAACUUGUUUUUGAAGCCAUACAUAGCGGAAGUAGGUAACGAUUAGACAGUAAUCGAAACAAACGAGAAAAAACAAAGUUUUAACUAUAUUUCACUAUUUAUAAUGGCCGGAUACUCGGAAGACCAGUUGGCUGAGUUCCAGGAGGCGUUCCAGCUGUUCGACUCGCGCGGCGACGGCAAGAUCCACGUGGCGCAGAUCGGCGACGCGCUGCGCGCGCUCGGCCAGAACCCCACCGAGUCGGAUGUCAAGAAGUGCACUCUCCACCUGAAGCCCGACGAGCGCAUCUCCUUCGAGGUCUUCCUGCCCAUCUACCAGGCGAUCAGCAAGGCGCGCAGCGGCGACACGGCGCACGACUUCAUCGAGGGGCUGCGGCACUUCGACAAGGACGGCAACGGGUUCAUCUCCUCCGCCGAGCUGCGCCACCUGCUCUCCACGCUCGGCGAGAAGCUGGCGGACGACGAGGUGGAGCAGCUGCUACAGGGGCAGGAGGACUCGCAGGGCAACGUCAACUACGAGAACUUCGUGCACCUCGUCAUGCAGGGCUGAGCGCCUCCACCCUGCACCCUGCACCCUGCCCGAGCGGCGCGGCGGCUCACCCAUGCUCACUAACUAGCCGCCAUACUUGUUCGUUUACCAUUAGAAAAAAUAGCAUUUACAAUGCGGCAUCAUUUAUUGUAUUCCUAAAAGGUUCGGUGUUGCAGUUGAUGGGCGACGGUGAUCGCUUACCAUCACGAAUUCGUCUGCUCGUUUGCCUCUAGAAUCAUAAAGAAGCUAGCACGCGUUGAUACUUUCUCGCUUUUAAAAUACGUGCAUUUAAAUGUACAUUUGUAAAAAGUCGGCAACAAACGACGACCACACUGUCUUGAUAGCAUUUAAAGAAACAUUUGAUGCGUUGAAUCUGAAUCCGCUCCCUCCGCCUCGCCGCGCCGCCGCGCGGAGCCGUAGACUUCGAGUUAACUUGUAAUUCCCGUGCGUUUAUUCCAAAACAAUAUUAUUAUCAUUAUUGUAGUUACGUUAAGAGAUUUUAUACGGUUAUUGUAUGUACAAAUGUGAUUUUAACAAAGUGUACCUAUUAUAAGUACUUACUAACUUA